Messenger RNA from Anopheles funestus (African malaria mosquito), 6586 nucleotides. It is a transcript of the gene Liprin-gamma, whose product is annotated as kazrin. The coding region runs from base 1165 to 4392 and encodes 1075 amino acids. Gene Ontology annotation, molecular function: protein binding. The transcript is spliced from 17 exons. NCBI's taxonomy places the organism in Eukaryota, Metazoa, Arthropoda, Insecta, Diptera, Culicidae. The record is from RefSeq and is a predicted model, not a curated record.
AAGUGAUUUUUUUUUCAAUCCAAUAUCCUUUUCUUGUGAUUGUUUUUAGUUUUGUGUAAAGAUUUUCUCCUUCCUUUUUCGCAUAAAAUUUCGAAUACUCAAAGCAAAUUGAUGAUGCACUUAAGAUCCUGCAGCAGUGUUGUGCAAGAUUAGUUUUCUUCCCAAAAACAUUUUUCCGUGCGUGUACAUUUGUGACAAGCGGUUAGAGGCGUGUGUUGCGUGUGUGCAAAAGCAUCCGAAACGGUGUGCGUGAAUGUGUGUGCUCUGCCUUUUUCUUCUCUGUGCGUGCGCAUUCUAUGUAUGUGUGAGUGAUUGUAUGUGUAUGUGUGUGUGUGUGUGCGUAUUUAUUCGCGUGGGGGUGGUGGUUGACGAAUUUCUUGUUUCAUCUUUCCCACAAGAUUUGAAACAAUCCUUUUAUCCUUAUUAUUCACCACCCGACAGUGCUCACCAACAAUCAAGUGGUGCAUGUUGAGCUGUGUGCUUGAGAAAAUGGGAAAAGCACCAUUUUCCCUUAGCCUGUUUGUGUGAAAUGCGGGUAAACCACCAGUGAUUUGUGGCGGCUUGUGACACGGGUGAAGUGUAGUGUGAAACAGCACCAUAAGGCACCGAUACCUGACGGCGACGAGGCACCGUUCCAAGCGUGGAAUUGUGAAACUGCUUCCCUUUUGAAAAACACAACUUGACAAAGAAAAAAGGAAAAUAACCGAAAGGAAAACAACAAGAGAUACCUUCUACGCGAGGACUGCCGUUCGGGAAGCCAUUUACGGUUAAAUCAAAUAGAAAAAAAGCAAUUGUUAACGAGAAAUUGACGAGGACGUAUCUCGAUAACUCUCAGAUUAUCCGGACCUGAAUUUUGAGAUCCAAUCGAUAACGCACCGGCCACCAUCCAUCCAACCCUCGCUGCCUAGCAAGAGGUACCGUGACUUCAUCGUGACUGCAACUCCAAAACUGGCGGAAAUAAAGCUGAAUGGGACGCCCAACAGCCUACCAAACCAGUGAAUCCCUGCCCGGGCGCAGGUGAAGAAGUCGAACGAUAAUUGAGUUCCGGUCGAUCCGGGGCACGAUCAUAACCAGCUCGCUUCUAAGCGCUUCCGUUCUCCUUGCCCAAGAAUCGAAAAUCGUGAACACCUCGCCCUACGAAUCACCCCCCAACACGACCGUUCGAUGCUGGGAGAGUUUCAUCGGAUAUUUGAGAAGACUGCCAUCAACGAUGACACAGUGAACUCCUUGCUGCGCCUGGUUGGAAUGCAGUUGAACGGAACGGCCGGCACCGUAACAAUGGCCGCCGCAUCGGAACCACCCGAGCCGCCACCGCGCAAUCCGGACAAAAUUAAUGCAUCGCUCAAGCAGCUCGCUGAAUCGAAAACACGUUCACUGGAUAACGCCGAUAAAACAGGAGCGUCGAGCACGACCAGCAACGGUGGACGUCCGUUUCGUCCGAUCCUAUCACUGGACAAUGCCAAACCGACCAAACCAUUCGAUGUACCCGAACGUGGAACGCCCACAUCCGCACCGGCCGCUUCAUUCGGUAGUACACCCGGAACCGAUCAUCAGUCGGCAGCCGGAAGCAACCAUGCAGCCCCAGAACCCGGUGCAAGCACUAGUGGUAACAGCACAAGCAUCGCUACCGGACAACGACAAUCGAACCAACCACUGUCCUGCUCAUCGUCUUCCUCCGGUGAGGCAAUGGCAGCGACAGCAAAUGGAACAGCUGGUGAACCGGUCGGACCACAUCCUUCGUCCUCCGGUGGUAGCGCACAGGACAAAACUAAUCUCGGUCAGCAAAAGCAAAGCAGUCCAACCCUCGCCGGAGAAGGCGAUAAUCUCUUCAAGAAUGGUGUUAGCGAUCUCGAAUCACCACAAACGACCAAAAUACGACUGGAGAACGAGCGAUUGUCGGCAGAGAUUACGCGGCUGAAAAAAUUGCUGGAAAACUCACCCGAUGGUGCAGUCGGUGGAAUUGAUCUGCUUUCCCAAAGCAACAGCUUCGAUGUACACUCGGUAGAGGACAGCAGUAACCGGAUGGAGAAGCUGGAAAACGAGCUUCGAAUAUCGAAGGAGCUUAUUCAGAGUUUAAAGCUCGAACGCAAGAAGCUCCGAGCGGACAAGAAUGAUCUGCUUUCCCAGGUAAAACAGCUCUGCUCCUCGCUGCAGGAAAAGGAACAGGAGUUGCGCAACUUUAUCCGCAACUACGAGCAGCGAAUACGUGAGUCCGAAUCCAACUCUGCCAAACAAAACACGGACCGGGAGCGGGAAAGAUGGUCCCUGCUGAAACAUGCCCGCGACGAAGCCGAACGAUCAAUUGCACUGGCGGCACAGCUAAAUGCGCGCGAUCUGCAGCUGCAGCGCACACAGGAGCAGCUACAGGAAGCCCGCCGCCAACUGUCCGGCUGUAUGUCGGAUCAGGAAAGUUUAGUUUCAGCCGCACCACUAACACCACCAUCGGGACUGAUGGCGCACAAUACGGUAGCACCGGUCACAACUCCCGGCGUGGGAUAUAGCAACAUUAGCGGGACACCCGGGGAUCGUGGAUCGUGCAGUGCUGAUUCGGGUGUGAGAGACUUUGUUGCAGGGAGUAGCGAUCGGGAGAGUGCCGCCGGUGAUCUGAAUUUAAGCGAUGGUCCGUGUGAGAAUGGACCCUGCAUACAGGUGGAUUCGGAUAGUGUUUCCCUAGUGUCCAGUCAUCACAAUGUGUAUCAGUAUGGAACGCCCAAAGAACGAAGUCCUACCCUAUCACCACUGAACGCCGGAGCCUACUCGAGGUCUGUUGAUAGUGCAGCUCUAUCUAGCUCGUACAGAUCCGUCGAACAGUUGGGUUCACCGGUGGACAAUGAAAAUCAAACCUUCGCUCGAAGACUGCAGCAGCAACAAUCGGCUGGAGCUGUAUCGGCCUCCGGCAAAGCGCAAAGCACGGGACUAACUGGGCGUACCGGUCGGGGCGGUACAUGGGGUAGCAUAUCGCGCGUCUUCGCCCGUAGCCGUAAUCGCAACAAAAAUGCUCCAAUCGACACCGAAGCGACUGACUUCCAGUGGAGUCCACUAACGGAGGAAGGCUACGCGGAGAAACUCCGACUCCUGCGGGAAGCAUCCUCCAUGCCAAUGGAACGCUGGAGAGCGUCACAAGUGUUGGCCUGGCUAGAGGUAGCACUCGGUAUGCCACAGUACAGUGGUAGAUGUGCGGAGAACGUCAAGAGUGGUAAGGUACUGCUCGAACUGAGUGAUGCCGAACUGGAAACCGGACUCGGGACAAGCCAUCCAAUGCAUCGCAAAAAACUGCGGCUCGCUAUCGAGGAACAACGCCGGCCGGAGUUGGUACGCUACCCAACCAUCGGACAGCUGGGACACACCUGGGUAGCCUCGGAAUGGCUGCCGGACAUUGGACUGCCGCAGUACGCGGAAUCAUUCAUGCAUUCGCUCGUGGAUGCGCGAAUGUUGGACACCCUGUCGAAGAAGGAGUUGGAGAAAUAUCUGGGCGUUACUAGAAAGUUCCAUCAGGCAAGCAUAGUGCACGGCAUUCAUGUACUUCGCAUCAUGAAGUACGACCGGCAAGCAAUUGCAAUGCGGCGCCUACAGUCGGAAAACGUAGACACCGAUCCGAUCGUAUGGACCAACCAGCGCUUUAUCCGCUGGGCACGCUCGAUUGAUUUGGGCGAGUAUGCGGAUAAUUUGAAAGACAGUGGCGUUCACGGUGGACUGGUCGUGCUGGAACCUUCCUUCUCCGGGGACACGAUGGCGACGGCCCUCGGUAUUCCACCCUCGAAGAACAUCAUCCGUCGCCAUCUGGCAACAGAAUUUGAGGCACUCAUCCUGCCAGCAAGAACGACCAUGGGCCAAGGAAUACGAACCGGAGGUGGUACGGUAAUACCCAUCACGAGCGGGAUUGGUAUGAUGUCCGCAACGGGCUGCGAUCGUCGUAAUACCGGUAGCUUGCGCUUUGCCGCCUGGAAAGGAUCACAGGGAUCGCUCACUAAAGCGUUCCGGAUGAGCUCCAACUACAAACCGAGGGGUAGCAACGGGGGCGGAAGUGGUGCCGGUUCCGAUAAGAACAGUGUCUACAGUUCGACCUCACCGACACCGUCGUUCAGCAGUAGUGAGGGAGGUAUCUACGCUACGGUCGGUUCACUUCAGAGCCAUCCGGCAUUCUUCCAUCAUCUGCCACCGCCAACAUCCGCACCGCCCCCCAUACCCGGCGUCCCAUCCGUUGGGCUGAGAUCGAUCGAAACGAUGCCAUCCGCACCGGAACCAUUGGCACUCGAACGGGCCAAUGCGAACAAUCGGGUCAGUGCACCGCCGAUGGAUAGUGGCCAUGCAACACUGCCAAAGUAUGCGCAACAUCGACGUGUCAAGAGUAUCAGCGAUAUUGAGAUUCCUUCCGUGGGGCCCGUGGGAUAGUGUGCGAUACGAGGUGGAACUGUAUUAUUGAAUUAAUCAUUUUUGUAUCCUAAGAAACGAAGGAUGGCAUUUUUCAAAAGAAGGAUUUUCUUAUUUGCUUUAACUUCGUUUAAACAGUUUAAACAUCCUUUUUUGGCGAAGAAAUCGGUUAAACACCAACUUAUCUUCGACCUUUUUAGGAGAACAUCCACAUCAACUCCCUCACACCGGGGAGUCUGCACAGGGGGAACUCGACUCACUGAAAACUCGAUUGAAAACUGACCACACAUCCUGCAACCCUGCAAGCCACAAUCGAAUCGGGGCACUAGGGGGCGAUAUGGCUUUGAAAGGAUUCGCGGUUUUUCGAGGACGAACUGACGGUGGGGAUGACUUUGGUAACUGUUGGUACCGAAAUUCCGGUGCAGCUUACGCGGUUAACCGCAAGCCCAUCAACGUUUGUCAACGCACCCGUCUGGUUGAAGUUUGGCGAGUUCCAAAAUGGGUGCUAACUUCAUGAUCUGGUUGGUUGCUUUUUUAUUGUAACAUCCUGCAACCAUCAUCAACCCUAGGAGGUUUUUAUCUCCUGGAUGGCAUUAUGGUAAUGAAAAUUUAAUAUAUCUGUAAUAUUUAUUUUCACAACAAAAAAAAUAUCAUUCAUAUGUGACCGGCAUAAAAGUAGCUAGUAAUUCAAAUUCAAAACAUUCCUAUAAUGGUUUAGUUGUGGAAGUUUGCGAAACAUUCAUCCAAGGGGUUUACGCAAACAUCAGUAAAGGUGUACCAAUUUCGAUGAAGUAAUUUUGUACAUCAAUUACAAACAAUUCCACACAAUAACUCGUGUACACCCGGAAGCAGCUUAACCAUUAUACCCACCAUUCCGCAUUACAUUCCGAAGGUUCGAGUUCGCUACGAAUUCAUCGCUACCAUUAAUAAACUUUGCUGCACUAAUUAGACCAGCGUGCGUUAAUAUGAAUUUACUGCGCUCAAAUCGAUUGCGGUUGUUCGGAGUGCAGAUUUCACUAAUGAUAUCCGAUUGUACCGGAGGCAGCUAUUGAAAUCGAUUCGAUAUUUCGAACAAAUUUUCCUAUAAGGUAGGGAAUUUUUUUCUGCUCUUCUGUAUCUUAUCCAAUUGGUGCUAUUUAGUUUUUGCCCUUAUAUGGCCGACAGUGUGCAAUCGUAAACGUAGCGAAAGAGGAUAGGCCAGCCAGUUCUGGCAUCAGUUAGCUUUACUUUUUUAUCUGUUUUGUUAAAAUUAUUUGAUAUUUAAUUCUUCAAGUUUCCAUGUAAUAUUUUAUUUAUAUGCUACAUAAUAAUAAUUUUAUGUUAGUUUCAUUGAUUUGUUUGAAAUAUUCGUGCUUUAAUCCACAACUUUUCGUGAAGUUUUUUUUUAUCAAAAGUCUUGUUUAUCCCGCCUUUGUAGAACGCUAAUGCGUUCGUAAUCAUCAAUAUAGAAAGCAAAGUGUGACAAAAGGUUAAAUAUGUGUUCGAAUCGUUUACAUAAUGCUGUUUAACAUAUCAUCGGGCCGACAGUUUGGAUGGAUUGUAACCACCAAAUAGAAUAUUUAUUUGAAUGAUUUCAUUCUGACGCAAAUAGAUAAACGAUAAACCGAUGACUAAAAAAUAUAAAUUUUCUACGAAUCAAACGAUAGAUUAGGCAGACACCUUUUGGUCACUUUUAGUCAUCUCACCUUUAGUUCGAGGAUCGUACGAGGAGGGACUACAGUAAAACCACAAAUAGUAAGCGAGCGCGAUAAUCAAUAAUGAGGGAAAACAAAACGAAAAACAGAUAAAUACUGUAGUAAUUUGACGAUGAAAUCUAAAAGUGCUAUUUAUUCAUCACAUUUCAUCGUUUCAUCCGAUGCGAUGGUACGAGAGGAAUCCAUCCUCGAUAGAAGAAGCGUAGAAUUGGUUAGACUAAAUGUUCGCGUAUGAAUUUAGUGGCUCAAAACAAAUGGUUAGAAGUUGGUAAGCAAAUAUUCAAGCGAAAGUGAAAAAAGGCAGAGAAGCAAGUAUUCAAAAUUAUAGGUAAAAAGGAAGAAGAAAUAAAAAAGGAACAACAUUCGACGACCAAAGUUGCUGUAUUUAUUGAGACCUAUAUUUUGUAGUCAGAUAAAAUCCACUUAUCGACAAACAUACCAUUAUUGUAUCUCUCUUUCUUAAUCAAAAAGCAAAUAUGAGACAAAAUUGCAAAUAAAACAAGUUCAAAAGUAAACCAAAA